AUGGCAGACCGAUCACGAAGCAGAUCCCCCCGACCGAGGGAUAACGGCGACCGAGACCGCCCCAAAAAGACCGGAGGCUUUCGGUGGAAAGACAAAAGUCGCACCGACGAUUCCCGCGGCGAUGACCGCAGGCUAGAGCGAGGCUACCGAGACCGACCACGAUCCCCCCGGCGCGACCGAGAUGGUGACCGCUAUGGUGACCGAAACGGAGAAAAACCUAGAGACGACCGCGAUAGGCGACGUGACGAUCGCGAUACGCCGCGCGACGACCGGGAAAAGAAAGUGAAGAAGGAAAAGAAGGAGAAAAAGGUCAUUCCGCAAUCAUCAGAGCCCAUGAUCGUUGUUCAUGUCAACGAUCGCUUGGGCACCAAGGCUGCGAUCCCCUGCCUGGCCUCAGAUCCAAUCAAACUAUUCAAAGCACAAGUGGCAGCUCGGAUCGGUCGCGAACCCCACGAGAUUCUCCUCAAACGCCAAGGUGAAAGGCCAUUUAAGGAUCAACUCACCCUGGAGGACUACGGCGUGAGCAAUGGAGUUCAACUUGAUCUGGAGGUCGGAACGGGCGAAUAA
Molecule: messenger RNA, 567 nt
Organism: Penicillium olsonii
Lineage: Eukaryota; Fungi; Ascomycota; Eurotiomycetes; Eurotiales; Aspergillaceae
Source: the annotation of a GenBank genome assembly